AUGAGUGUCAAAACUGUGAAGCAAUCACCAUCUCUAGCAAACAAUGGUUCUUCGAACCCCAAGAAUUUCAAAGACCUCGAAAAUGGAUCUCACGAGCUGCAGCCCAUAGGCACAACAACAUCCACCCAUCGAGCAACCUCGGCGAUCGAGGACCAGUCCUCACGGCUACCAUUCAAGCGCUUGAUCUCGGCCUAUCUUUGCCUAGCAGCUAUAUACUUCAUUUCCACUCUUGACAUUAAUUCCGUGGCGACAGCAUUGCCUGCAAUCUCCCGAUCGCUCGACGCCGGUAACAGCAUCACCUGGACUGGUACUGCCUAUUUAAUGGGCCAGACAGCCUUCCAGGCACUAUAUGGGCGUCUAUCUGAUAUCUUCGGUCGCAAACCGGUGCUAUUACUUUCCGUGGGAUUUUUAGUCCUGGGCGAUGUUCUGUGUGGCUUUGCAAAGAAUGUAACCUGGCUCUAUGUUUGCCGGGCCAUCAGUGGCAUAGGUGGAGGAGGCAUUAGCUCUCUGGUACAGAUUACAGUGAGCGACCUGGUCAGUCUGAAAGACCGCGGCAAAUACCAGGGGAUGCUGAGUGCAGCCAUUGGCCUCGGGGCCAGUACUGGCCCUUUCAUCGCAGCAGGAAUGAUAAGUACUAACGACGGUGAAGGCUGGCGCUGGAUUUUUUGGAUCCCUCCAAUUCUCGCGGCCACCUGUAUGGCUGUGAUGUGGAUAUGCCUCCCUUUGAAACCUGUGACGGGUAGCUGGGCAGAAAAGAUGAAGAAGAUAGAUUGGCUUGGACUAUUGACGGCUAUUGCGGGUGUGCUUUUUCUCCUGAUACCGAUAAACUCUGGAGGGAGUAUAUGGCCGUGGCAUAGUGCACUCGUAAUCUCCAUGCUGGUUGUGGGAGGCUUCUUUUUCAUUCUGUUCGCCGUGAUUGAGAAGCGGGUCGCGAAAAUUCCUAUGAUCCCUCUUCGCUUAUUUGCCGAGAUUCCUACAGCUGUGAUCUAUUUCCAAAGUGCACUCUACAAUGCUGUCUGGCAAGUGGAUAUGUAUUUUCUGCCUAUCUAUUUCCAGGAUGUCCGAGGCUAUAGCCCUCUUCGCAGUGCGGCGCUCAUUCUACCCCUUCUUCUCAUGCAAAGCGUGGCUGGAGUGAUCUCCGGCCCCCUUAUGACAAAAUUGGCUCGAUAUGGGCCAGUUCUAUACUCUGGAAUGGCACUUUGGACAUUAGGUGCCGGCUUAAAGCUUCUGUUCAACCAGACAACUUCAAUUGGCACGUAUGUCAUUGUGUUGAUUAUUGAAGGAGCCGGCAUUGGAUUUGUUCUUCAGCCUGCACUUGUUGCCCUGCAGGCUCUAUCAAAGUCCGAGGACCGUGCGGUAGCUACAUCAACACGCAACCUAAUGCGUAUGCUUGGGUCCGUGGUGGGAAUGGCGUUAUCCACUGCAAUCGAGAAUGCGGUCAUGAAAUCAGCACUACCAAGCGGUUUGCCUCAAUCCAUAAGUACACAGGUGAUCGGCGGCAGCUGGGAGCGGGGUCAACCCGAAUCUGAACGGUGGGAUCCAGCCAUCCUAGAUGCCAAAAUGAAGGGCAUUCGGGCCGUGUUUAUCAUGCUAGUACCAUUGGUGGGUGUUUGUUUGCUGGGAUGUUGGCUUAUUCCUAGCAAGGAAUUACCAGGCGACGCUAAGCGGAGUGAUAUCCCAAGUCCAGGACCAGAGAGAGCUACCGCCUGA
Messenger RNA from Penicillium macrosclerotiorum, 1710 nucleotides. RefSeq lists its product as uncharacterized. Gene Ontology annotation, molecular function: transmembrane transporter activity. The record is from RefSeq and is a predicted model, not a curated record. The coding region runs from base 1 to 1710 and encodes 569 amino acids. Gene Ontology annotation, biological process: transmembrane transport. The transcript has 4 exons. Lineage: Eukaryota; Fungi; Ascomycota; Eurotiomycetes; Eurotiales; Aspergillaceae.